Molecule: messenger RNA, 198 nt
Organism: Paraglomus brasilianum
Lineage: Eukaryota; Fungi; Glomeromycota; Glomeromycetes; Paraglomerales; Paraglomeraceae
Source: the annotation of a GenBank genome assembly
AUGUCUAAACAAGCGUAUGAUCACGGUGUCGUCAUAAUCCAAUGCGCCUCGUGCGAAAACCGUCAUCUAAUUGCCGACAACCUUGGCUGGUUCCGCGAAUCAAAAACAAAUAUCGAGACUCUGAUGGUGGAACAGGGGGAAAAGGUAAAGAGGAUAGUUGCUGAGGAAAGCGAGAUUAUGGAAUGGAUACCAGAAUAA